AUGGCUGACGGCGCCGCCGCCGCGGCGGCGGCGGCGGACCCCGCCGUGGCGCCGUCCUCGCGCCGUCGCGUCUGCGACGGAUGCGAUCGCCCCGCGUCCGUGUGCCUGUGCGACGCGCUCCCGGCGUCGCCGCUUCCGACGCGAGGCGCGCUCGUGGUGCUGCAGCAUCCCACGGAGCACAAGCGUCCGAAGGGGACGGGGUGGAUCCUCCCUCGAUGCGUCGCGCGGUGCGUCGUGUCGCGCGGGCGACGGCCGUCGCCGUCGCUGCGGAGGAUGCUGGAGCGCGUUCUCCCGAAGCGCGCGCCGGUGUAUCUCCUGUAUCCGCUCGAUGAGGCGGCGGACGUGGACGCCGUCGAUCUCGUCGCGGACGGAGAAGGAUCGACUCAGAUCGAGGAGGAGGAGGAGGAGGAGGAGGAAGCGGACGACGGCGACGGCGACGCGACGACGCCUUCCACUUCGACGACGACGGAGGAAGACGAAGCGGUCGCGGACGCGCUGCGCGACGCCGCGUACGUCUGCGUCGUCAUCGACGCGACGUGGAAGCAGGCGAGGGAGAUGUUCCACGAGACGACGUCCCGGCUGCCGCGACGCGCGAAGGUCGUGAAGCUGGACGACGUCCGCGGCGGCGGCGGCGACGGCGGCGGCGGCGGCGGCGUCAUGAUCGAGCCGCAGGAAGGCUGCGUCGUCACCGCGGAGGCGACCGCGCGCGCGAUGGCGACGCUCGAACGCGCGGCGGCGGCGGCGGCGGGGGGCUCGGCGGAGGACGCCGCCGUACAGCUGUGCGUCGCCGUCGCGGCGGCGGACGCGACGAUACGCGCCGUCCGCGCGCAGGCUGCGUUCCAGGCGAAGUACGACCCCGCGAUGGCGCCCGGAGUGGUGAAACAUCUCGGCGGGAGACGACAGAGGGUCGCGAAGGCGCCGGCGCCGGCGGCCCCAAAAGGCGAAGCAGACGGAGACGAACGCCGCCGCCGCGACCCGACGUCGUCGGCGUCGUCGGCGGCGGCGGCGGCGGCGUGUCGACACAUGGUCCGCUCGGGCGCGUGCCUGUACGCGUCCAAGUGCCGCUUCAACCACGACCCGGACGUCGUCGCCGCCGCGGAGCGCGAUCUCCUCGCGAAGCGCGACGCGGCGCUGCGCGGCGAAGGGGCCCCGGGCGAGAAGCUUCCCGGACGCUUCGGUCGGCGACACGCGCAGAGAAACCGAAACAAGAGCGGCGAUUUCCGUCGAUGGCUCGCGCGAACGUUCGGGCUCGACGUCCUCUCCGACGGCGGCGGCGUCCUCGACAUCGCCGGCGGGAAAGGCGAGCUCGCGUUCGAGCUCCAGAACGUCACCGGGGUCCCGGUGACGGUGAUCGACCCGCGGCCGAUGCGCCUGGACGCCUACGUGAAGCGGUUUCGCAAGGGCGUGUACCACCGAAACGCGUCUCCCGCGAUGACUGCGAGCGUGCGCCGCGGGAAGGACGCCGCGCUGUCGUCGCCGCGUCACUUGCGCCUGUUCUUUCACGAAAACCUGUGGCGCGGCGGGGUGGACGAGGGCGAGCGAAAGCGCGCGAUCGAGGCGUCGCACGCGCUGAGUCUCAGCGCGCGGUGGUCGAGACGGGGGCUCGUGGAGGGCGUCGGCGGCGGCGAAGUCAGCUUAUUAGACGAAGACGCGACCACCGGAGAGAAAGUCAAAGUCUUCGAGGCGCGCGGUCGCGCGAGGUCCAAGACGACGACGACGGACGCGACGACGACGACGACGGCGGACGCGACGUAUCGACGCGGCGGCGCGGUCCUCCGUCAGCGCGUCGCGCUGUCGUCGACCGCCGCGACCGUCGCCGCUGCGACCGCGACGUGCCCGAUCCCGACCCCGACCCCGACUGACGACGCGCCGAUCGCGGCGGCGGACGCCCCCCUUCGCGCCGCCGACGCGGCGGCGUGCGCGCCCGACCCCGUGGCGUCGGACGCGAUCGCGGAGGUGUUACGCGAGGCGUUAAAGAACGCGUCCGUGGUCGUCGGGCUGCACCCGGAUCAAGCCACGGACGCGCUCGUCGACUUCGCGCUCGCGUCCGGGAAGCCGUUUGCCGUCGUGCCGUGUUGCACGUACGGCGCGGAUUUCCCCAAGCGACGAACGCCGAGCGGUAAGCGCAUCGCCGCGGCCUUGAACGCGCGUCGCCGCGCGUCGCCGCCGCCGCCGCCGCCGCCGCCGCGCGCCUCCGCGUCGCGCGUCAUGGCGUCGAGGAGGUCCGCGCCGGACCUCGGCGGGAACGGGACGCGCGACGCCGUUAUCCUCGCGGGCGGGCGCGACUCGAACGCGGCCCACGCCGAUUCGUGCGCGACGUACCACGCGGGAGGCGUCGACGCUGAAGCUGAACGGAGAGAGGAACCGUCGUCGUCGGUCCGAUGGCGUCCUCCGCUCGGUGGCACGAUCCCCGCCGCGCGCAUCCGUCGCGCCUCCGUCGACGCGCGCUUCGCGUUCGCUUCCGCGCGGCUUCGCGCCGCGUCCGCGGCGGCGGCCUCCGGGGUGAGCCCGCGCGCGCGCGCGGACGCGCGCGCGUCGUCGUCACGAACGUCGUCGUCGUCGCCGGCGCGGCGUCCGCGAUGA
Micromonas pusilla CCMP1545 is the source of this 2583-nucleotide messenger RNA. RefSeq lists its product as uncharacterized. Lineage: Eukaryota; Viridiplantae; Chlorophyta; Mamiellophyceae; Mamiellales; Mamiellaceae. The record is from RefSeq and is a predicted model, not a curated record. The coding region runs from base 1 to 2583 and encodes 860 amino acids. Gene Ontology annotation, molecular function: metal ion binding. The transcript is spliced from 2 exons.